UAUGGGGAUUGCCUUGUGUGUUAUUUGUUGUUUUUCCCUUGCUGCUUUUAAUAUGUUUUCUUUGUAUUUAAUUUUUGACAGUUUGAUUAAUAUGUGUCUUGGCGUAUUUCUCCUUGGAUUUAUCCUGUACGGGACUCUCUGUGCUUCCUGGACUUGAUUAACUCUUUCCUUUCCCAUGUUGGGGAAGUUUUCAGCUAUAAUCUCUUCAAAUAUUUUCUCAGUCCCUUUCUUUUUCUCUUCUUCUGGAACCUCUAUAAUUCGAAUGUUGGUGCAUUUAAUGUUGUCCCAGAAGUCUCUGAGACUGUCCUCAGGUCUUUUCAUUCUUUUUUCUUUAUUCUGCUCUGCAGUAGUUAUUUCCACUAUUUUAUCUUCCAGGUCACUUUUCCGUUCUUCUGCCUCAGUUAUUCUGCUAUUGAUCCCUGGAUUAUUAUUCUUUAUAUAAUAUCUUAUUGCUUCCCUUAGCCCAUUAUGUCCUAAAAGUUUAGGAAAAAUUUCUUGGGUGAAGGACGUACAUAAAAUGAAUUAAAGGACAAAGAUGGGAAUGUGGACACUCUUUCCUUUGCACUCAUGCACUCACCUCAGGUUGCUUGCAUCCUCUGUGAAACCUCACCUACCAUCUCGAUCUGAUGAAGAUAGAGAUUAGUUAUUCUACAGCAGCCUCUGCUUUCAACAAGGUCGGGAUUUGGGCCCCUCCCAGCUCUUCUGCUGACAUCUAGGAAAUCCCAGGCAUGUACAAUUCUGAUGUCAGCUAUAAUAUAGGAGUGUGGCUGUGCCAAGAUAGAGAAGAAAGAAAAGAAUCUCAGAGACUGUAAUGAGUGCAAUAGGGGGAUAGAUGGUCAAUAAGCAAAUAGUAUUCAUUUAUGUACAACUUUAUUAUUUCAAAGUAAAUAAUAUGUAGUACUUUUAUGAUCAUGUUUGCAUCUCAUACCAAUUCUCUGAAAUAGGUAGGGUUGUUAUCAUUAACACUGUUGUACAGAUAAAGAAUCGAAAUGACUUAAAUAUACACAGUUACCCAGUGGUGGAGCUGAGACUUAAAUCCAGGUCUUCUGACUCUGCAUUCAGUAUCUCAUUUCCUCCUUAUUAGUCCCCUGCUUGUGCCAUCCCUCCGGUGCUCUUGAGAUGUGAUUAUGGUACUUGCCUUUCAGAAUUUUCCUUGAUCCUACGUGGCACAGCUGUACCCUUUGCUCAAGAAAUGCCCCACCCAUCAGGCAUUGUGUCUGGUACAGUUCCUGACUUUGUAGAGGUCAGAAUGCUGCCUCAGUUGAGAUUCAUCACUGCUCCUUUGCCUUGUGCUCUUGAGCCUGGGAUUGCUUACAGGGCAUAUAUAAGGAGGCAGCCAAUUGGCAUAGCUCUUUCAGCAAUAGGGAGUUUUCCUUUUUUAGAGUUGAAAUGCACAUUUGGUCUUUGAUUUAGAUGCUGAGCACUGAGUCUCCCCUUAGAUUUCUGCAGAUUUAAAGCAGAUAUCAUUUCAACAUCAAUUCCUCCAAAAAUAUCUUAUGUCUGCACUCAUGCAAAAUGAUUGCUGAUCUGUAGGGAAGAGUGACAGUUUGAAAAAAAAAGCAAAUGAUUUUUAUAUUUCAAUUGUAAUAAUAAACACUAUCCUUCUCUCUGGGAAUGCUUCCUAUGAGGAGUUGUGUCUCCCUGAUUUGAGUUUUUUAGAUUUGGUUUUCGUUUUAUUUGGUGCCUUUUUCUCCUUCUGUAAGGAUCAUCUCAGUAAUGUAUUGUGCUAAGGUUAAAGGCACUUGACACUGGUUCUGUAUCUGGGCUCUGAGGCAGUGGUGUGAAACCUUCUAAGAUAAGACCUCUGAGUCAUAGAUUCCUGAAUAAAGUGUCCUGCUGGAGUCUGCAAACUUGAAACAUUUGGUGCUGUGCUCCUUUUCCUAUUCAGCACACAGGAACAGUUGGCAGCUUGGAUUGUAUCUUAAUUCUCUGUCCUAGACUUUGUUUUCUUCAUCAUCUUUCCACCUCACCCACUUCAUGCUGGCCUGUUCAAGUUCCAUCUUCUAGGAAACUGUCAUUUUUCUAGGCAGGCUAUCAAUAUGUUCAAUCUUUAGAAUUUUGUGGAAAUCCCCCAAUUUUAUAUUGUAAUGUGUGAGUAUGUGCUAAUGUAUGUUUUUCUCAGGGAGCAAGUCUAUAGUGUUCAAUCAAUUUCCAAUGUUUAAAAACUACUGGCCAUAUUCAGAAGGGAGUGGUAUGAUAUAUGUAAAGUGAUGAGAGGAAAAAAACCUACAGCCAAGAAUAUGUACCCGGCAAGAUUUACAUUCACAUUUGAAGGAGAGAUCAAGAGUUUUACAGGCAAGCAAAAAUUUAAAAAGGUCAGUACCACAAAACCAGCUUUAUAAGAAAUGUUAAAGAAAUUUCUCUAAGCAGAAAUGAACAGGCCACAACGAGAAAUAUGAAAAUUAUGAAAGGAAAAAUCUUCUUGGUAAAGACAAAUAUACAGUAAAGGUAGGACAUCAACCACUUGUAAAGCUGGAAGGAAGGUUAAAAGACAAAAGUGGUAAAGUCAUCUAUAUCCACAAUAAGUAGUUAAGGGAUUCAUAAAACAAAAAGAUGUGAAAUAUGAUGUCAAAAACAUUAAACAUGGUUGGGGGGGCAGUAAGAAUGCAUUUGAACUUAAGAGAUCAGCAACUUAAAAUAAUCACAUAUACAUACAUAUUGGUAUAUGUAAACCUCAUGGUGACCACAAACCAAAAAUGUAUAAUAGAUACACACACACAAAGAGUAAGGAUUUUAAACAUAACACUGAAGAUAGUCAUGAAAUCACAAGGGAAGAGUGCAAAAGAAGAAGAGAGGAAAAAAAAAGAAGUACAAAACAACCCCAAAACAUGUAACAAAAUGACAAUAAGUACAUACCUAUCAAUAAUUAUUUUAAAUGUAAAUAGACUAAAUGCUGUAAUCAAAAGACAUAGAGUGGCUGAAUGGAUACAAAAGCAAGACCCAUCUAUGUGCUGCCUACAAGAGACUCACUCCAGAGCCAAAGACACACACAGACUGAAGUUAAAAGAUGGAAAAAAGACAUUCCGUGCAAGUGGAAACCAAAAGAAUGUUGGGGCAGCAAUACUUAUAUAAAACAAAAUAGACUUUAAAACAAAGACUGUAGCAAGAGACAAAGAGGAUCAUUACAUAACAAUAAAAGGAUCAAUCUGAGAAGAUAUAACAGUUAUAAAUAUAUAUACACCCAAUGUAGGAGCACCUAAAUGCAUAAAGCAAAUAUUAGCAGACAUAAGGGAGAAACUGACAGUAACACAAUAAUAGUAGGGGACUUCAACACCCCACUUACAUAAAUGGACAAAUAAUUGAGACAGAAAAUCAAUAAGGAAAUACUGGCCUUAAAUGACACACUAGAUGAGAUGGACUUUUUAUAUAUAUGUAUAAAACAUUCCAUCCCAAAGCAGCAGAAUGCACAUUCUUUUCCAGUGCACAUUGAACUUUCUCAAGAAUAGAUCACAUGCUGGGCCACAGAACAAGGCUCAAUACAUUUAAGAGAUUGAAAUCAUAUUAAGCAUCUUUUCUGACCAUGUUAUGAGACCAGAAAUCAAAUUAAAGAAAAAAAUUCCAAAAACACAAACAUGUGGAGGCUAAACAAUAUGCUAUUAAACAUCCAAUGGGUCACUGAAGAAAUCAAAGAAGAAAUAAAAAAAAUACCUGGAGACAAAUGAAAAUGAAAACACAAUGAUCCAACAUCUAAUGGAUGCAGCAAAAACAGCUCUGAGAGGCAAGUUUAUGUUGAUGGAAGCCUAACUCAGAAAACAAAAAUUUCAAAUAAAGAACCUAAACUUACAUCUAAAGGAACUAUAAGAAGAACAAACAAAACCCAAAGUUAGUAGAAGGAAAUCAAUAAUAAGAUCAUAGGAGAAACAAAUGAAAUAGAGACUAAAGCAAACAGUAGUAAAGAUGAAUGAAGCUAAAAGCUUGCUCUUUGAAAGAUAAAAUUAAAAAUAUUUAGCGAGACUCAUCAAGGAAAAAAGAGAGUGGGCACAAAUCAUAAAAUCAGAAAUGAAAUAGGUGAAGUUACAAGUGACACAACAGAAAUACAAACGAUCAUGGGGAUUACUAUGAAUAAUUAUAUGCCAAUCAAAUGGACAAUGUAGAAGAAAUGGACAAAUUCCUAGAAAUGUAUGAUCUCCUAAGACUGAACCAGGAAGUAAUAGAAAAUAUGAACACACCAAUUACCAGUGUGAAAUUGAAUCAGUAAUAAAACAACUCCCCAGAACAAUGUCGAGGACUUGAUGACUUCACAGGUAAAUUCAGAGAAGAGUUAACACCUAUCUUUCUCAGAUUAUUUCAAAAAACUGCAGAGGAAAUAAUGCUUUUGAACUCAUUCUGUGAGGCCAGCAUUACCCUAAUACCAAAAGCAGAGAAAGAUAUCACAAAAAAGAAAUUUAGAGACCAAUAUCACUAAUGAACAUAGAGGCAAAAAUCUUUAACAAAAUACUAGCAAACCAAAUUCAACAAUACAUUAAAGGGAUCAUACACCAUAAUGAAGUGGGAUUUAUCCCAGGGAUGCAAGGAUGGUUCAGUAGCUGCAAAUCAGUCAAAGUGAUACACCACAUCAACAAGUUGAAGAAGAAAAAUCAUACGAUCAUCUCAAUAGAUGCAGAAAAAUUUUUUGAGACAAUUUGACAUCCACUUAGGACAAAAACUCUCACAAAGUCAGUAUACAAGGAACAUAUCUCAACAUAAUAAAGGCCAUAUAUUUCAAGCCCACAGCUAACAUACUCAACUAUGAAAAGAUGAAAGCAUUUCCUCUAAGAUCAAGAACAAGACAAGGAUACCCUCUCUAGCCACUUUUAUUCAACAUAGUAUUGGAGGUCCUAGCAAUCAGACACAGCAGUCAGACAAGAAGAAGAGAGAAAAGGAAUCCAAAUUGGAAAAAGGAAGAAAUAAACUGUCACUAUCUGCAGAUGACACUAUACUAUAUAUAGCAAAUCCUAUAGGCGCCAUCAAAAAACUUCUAGAAGUCAUCAAUGAAUUUGGUAAAGUUGCAGGAUACAAAAUUAAUGUACAGAAAUCUGUUAGUUUCUAUGCACUAACAAUGAAGUAUCAGAAAAAGAAAUUAAGAAAAAAUUAUCAUUUACAAUUGCAUUGAAAAGAAUAAAAUACCUAGGAAUAAGUCUAAGGAGGUAAAAGACCCAUACGUGGAUUACUGUAAGACACUGAUGAAAAAAUUGAAGGAGACACAGAUGGAAAGAAAUGAUGUGCUCAUGGCUUGUAAGAAUUAAUGUUAAAAUGACUAUACUACCCAACACAAUUACAGAUUCAGUGCAAUCCCUAUCAAAAUACCAACGACAACUUUAACAGAACUAGAAAAAAUAAUUCUAAAUUUGUAUGGAAACACAAAAACUGCAAAUAACCAAAAUAAUCUUGAGAAAAAAGAACAAAGCUGAAGAUAUCAUGCUCCCAGAUUUCAAACUACAUUACAAACCUACGUAAUCAGAACAGUAUUGUACUGGCACAAACACAGAGACAUAGAUCAAUGGAACAGAAUAGAGAACCCAGAAAUGAACCCACACUUAUGUGGGUAAUUAAUCUAUAACAAUGUAAGCAAUAAUUUACAGUUGGGAAAAUACAGCCUCUUCAAUAAGCGGUUUUGGGAAAACUGGACAGCUACAUGAAAAGGAAUGGAUCUUGAACACUAUCUUACACCAUAUACAAAAAUAAACUCAAAAUGGAUUAAAAACUUAAAUGUAAUAAAUGAAAUCAUAAAACUCUUAGAAGGAAGCAUAGGCAGUCAGUUUUUAAAAAUCAGUUUUACCAAUACUUCUUAUGAUCUGUGUCCUCAGGUAAGGGCAACAAAAGCAAAAAUAAACACAUGGGACUACAUCAAACUCAAAGGCUUUUUCACAGCAAAAGAAAAUAUGAAGAAAAUGAAAAGGCUCUCUACUGAAUGGGAGAAGAUAUUUUCAAAUGAUAUAUUUGAUAAUGGGUUAACUUCCAAAAUAUACAAAAAUCUCAUGCAACUCAACAUUAGAAAGCAAACAACCUAAUUAAAAAUGGGCAGAAGAAUUGAAUAGACAUUAUCCCAUAGAAGACAUACAUAUCGUUAACAAAUACAUGAAAAUAUGCUUAACAUCACUAAUUAUCAGGGAAAUGGAAAUCAAAAGCACAAUGAGAUAUCACCUCACACCUGUUAGAAUGGCUAUCAUCAAAAAGAAGACAAAAAUCAAAUGUUGGCAAGGAUGUGAUGAAAAGAGAACCCUCAUGAUCUUUUGGUGGGAAUGUAAAUUGUUACAGCAAUUAUAGAAAAGAAAAUGGAGAUUCAUCAGAAAGUUGAAAAUGAACUAACAUACUAUCCAGCAAUUACACUUCUGAGUAUUUUUCCCAAAGAAAACAAAAAACACUAAUUGGAAAAGAUAUAUGCACUCCUAUUUUCCUUGCAGCAUUAUUUACAGUAGCCAAGAUAUGGAAGCAACAUAAGUGCUCAGUGAUAGACAGAUGGAUAAAAAAGAUGUGAUAGGGAGUUCCCUGGUGGUCCAGUGGCUAGGAGUCCAUGCUUUCACUGCUCAGGGCCUGGGUUCAAUCCCUGGUUGGGGAACUAAGAUCCCGCAAGAUGCAUGGUGUGGCCAAAAGCAAAGAAAAAAAAGAUUAAGAAAAAGAAGAUGUGAUAAAUGCAUACAAUGGAGUGUUACUUAGCCAUAAAAAACAAUGAAAUCUUGCUAUUUGUGACAACACGGAUGGACCUAGAGGGAAUUAUGCUUAAUGAAAUAAGUCAGACAGAGAAAGGCAAAUACCAUAUAAUUUCACUUACAUGUGAAAUUAAAAAAAAACAAAAGAGCUGAACAAGCAUAACAAAACAGAAGCAGAAAACAAACUGAUGGUAGCCAGAGGGGAGCAGGAUGGUAGAGGAGGUAAGUAGGCAGGGAGGUUAAGAGGUACAAACUUUCUGUUACAAAAUAAAUGAGUCACAGGCGUGAAAUGUACAACACAGGGAAUUUAGUCAAUCAUAAUUGGAAUAUCUUUGUAUGGUGACAGAUGGUAACUAGACUUAUCAUGGUGAUUAUUUUGAAAUGUAUAGAAAUAUCAAAUCACUAUGUUGUGUAACAGGAACUAACAUAGUGUUGUAGGUCAAUUAUACUUCAAAAACAAACAAACAAACUCAUAGAAAAGAGAUCAGAUUUUUGGCUACCAGAGGUGGGAUGAGGGGGAGGGGGAAUUAGAUGAAGGUAGUCAAAAGGUACAAACAUCCAGUUAAAAGAUUAGUAAGUACUAGGGAUGUAAUAUACUGAAUGAGAAAUAUAGUUAACAUGGCUGUUUGUUAUAUAUGAAAGUUAAGAGAGUAAAUCCUAAUAGUUAUCGCAAGGAAAAAUACUUUUUUCCAUUUCUUUAAUUUUCUAUCUGUAUGAGAUGAUUGAUAUUCAUUAAACUUAUUAUGGUUAUCAUUUUGUGAUGUAUAUAUCAAAUUAUUAUGCUGUACCCCUUAAAAUUAUCCAGUGCUGAAUAUCAAUUAUAUCUCAAUAAAACUGGAAGAAAGAACCGUAAUACUAACCCCCCCACACCCUGCGACUGGCGCUAUGUGGAACCUAUCUUGGCCCUUUUCAUUAUGAAAAUGUGUGGAAUUAUUUGCAAACUUGAUCUUAUAAGAAAUCAUCUGAAUAUCUUAUCAGGGCGUAUUUCUUUGGUCUCUAGUUCUUAUUGGGCUGUUUGAAGAGAACAGAUCAUGAUGCCUGUCGAUGUAAGAUUACUCCUCUGCUGUUCAGAAAUUUUCCCAAACGUUGCAGUCCUUUCAGUUUGAUUUCAUUGGAGACACUCUGACUGAUGACGAGAUUAACAUUGCUGAAUCCUUCAAGGAAUUUGCCGAAUUGCUCAACGAAGUAGAAAACGAGAGGAUGAUGAUGGUACACAAUGCUAGUGAUUUGCUGAUCAAACCCCUGGAAAAUUUCCGGAAGGAACAAAUAGGCUUCACAAAGGAGCGGAAAAAGAAAUUUGAAAAGGAUGGAGAGAGGUUUUAUUCCUUGCUGGAUCGGCACUUACAUUUGUCUUCCAAAAAGAAAGAAUCUCAGUUACAAGAGGCAGACCUCCAGGUGGACAAGGAGAGACACAAUUUCUUUGAGUCGUCCCUUGAUUAUGUUUAUCAAAUCCAGGAAGUUCAGGAGUCUAAGAAGUUCAAUAUUGUGGAGCCAGUCUUGGCCUUUCUUCAUAGCCUCUUCAUUUCCAACAGCUUGACCGUGGAGCUCACACAGGAUUUCCUCCCAUAUAAACAGCAACUCCAGCUCAGUUUACAGAAUACAAGAAAUCAUUUCUCCAGUACCCGAGAAGAGAUGGAAGAACUUAAGAAAAGGAUGAAAGAAGCUCCACAGACAUGCAAACUUCCAGGACAGCCAACCAUCGAAGGCUAUCUCUAUACACAAGAGAAAUGGGCUUUGGGAAUAUCCUGGGUGAAAUACUACUGCCAAUAUGAGAAAGAGACCAAAACGCUCACCAUGACACCUAUGGAGCAGAAGCCAGGUGCUAAGCAGCAGGGACCCUUGGACUUAACCCUGAAGUACUGCGUGAGAAGGAAGACGGAGUCUAUCGACAAGAGAUUCUGUUUUGAUAUAGAAACUAAUGAAAGGCCAGGAACCAUCACUCUGCAAGCCCUUUCAGAAGCUAAUAGAAGACUAUGGAUGGAGGCCAUGGAUGGGAAAGAACCUAUCUAUCACAGCCCUAUAACGAAACAGGAAGAAAUGGAGCUGAACGAAGUGGGGUUCAAGUUUGUUAGGAAGUGUAUCAAUGUCAUUGAAACCAAAGGGAUCAAGACAGAGGGAUUGUACCGUACCGUGGGCAGCAAUAUUCAGGUUCAGAAGUUGCUGAAUGCCUUUUUUGAUCCUAAAUGUCCAGGAGAUGUUGAUUUUCAUAAUAGUGACUGGGACAUUAAGACAAUCACCAGCUCCUUGAAAUUCUACCUCAGGAAUCUUUCUGAACCUGUCAUGACCUAUAGACUUCACAAAGAGCUGGUCUCUGCUGCCAAGUCUGACAACCUGGAUUAUCGGCUGGGAGCUAUUCAUUCCUUGGUAUAUAAGCUACCGGAAAAGAACAGAGAGAUGCUGGAACUUCUUAUAAGACACUUGGUCAAUGUGUGUGAGCACAGCAAAGAGAAUCUUAUGACCCCCUCUAACAUGGGGGUGAUCUUUGGGCCCACUCUCAUGAGAGCUCAGGAGGACACUGUGGCUGCCAUGAUGAACAUCAAAUUCCAGAACAUUGUGGUGGAAAUCCUAAUUGAGCACUUUGUCAAGAUUUAUUCAGGUCCACCUGAGGAAAGUACUGCACCCCCAGUGCCUCCACCUCGAGUGACAGCAAGAAGGCACAAACCAAUCACAAUUUCGAAGCGCUUGCUGAGGGAAAGGACAGUUUUCUAUACUUCUUCCCUGGAUGAAAGUGAAGAUGAAAUCCAACACAGAACACCGAAUGGUACUAUCAUCAGCAGUAUAGAACCAACCAAGAUGCCACAACACCCCAAAAUGCCUAUGCAGAGAAGUGGGGAAGCAGAUCAUGGGAGGAAAUCCCCAAGCAGGCCUGUUUCAGAUGGCAAGUUGGAGUCCUGCCUCGAGGUGGAUGUGGGGAAGUUGGUAUCUAGGCUGCAGGAUGGAGGGACCAAGGCCAUACCAAAGGCCACCAAUGGACCUGUGCCAGGUCAUGGGCCCACUAAGACCUCCUCUUUCCAUGUAAAGAGACCAGCUCCUCGGCCCCUGGCUCACCACAAGGAAGGAGACUCUGACAGUUUCAGCACAGUUCGGCCUCCAGGAGAAAAGCCAACCAUCAUCCGACCCCCAGUGAGGCCUCCAGAUCCUCCCUGCCGGGCAACUACUACCCAGAAACCUGAACCAAAGCCAGAUAUAGUGACUGGCAAUGCAGGGGAAAUCCCAUCGUCUGUGGUGGCUUCCAGGACCAGGUUCUUUGAAAUAGCUUCCCGGAAAACAGGAAGUUCUCAAGGCAGACUUCCUGGAGAUGAGAGUUGAGGCCUCAGGUUUCAAAAACCUUGGCCUCAGGGGACACUUUCCAGGUUCUAGAAGAGUCUUCUUCAAACCCUUGUGUGCUGAAGAGCAGAUCUUUCCUGGCCCUGUACCUUCAGGCUCUGGGAUGCUAUAAAAUAAGGGACACACAUCCUAGAUACAAGUUUAUUUCUCCUUUGUAUUCUGUCUUCAUUCCCUCAGAAGGUCUAUCUUGAGCUCCUAUAAGACUGUGAAUGGCUGAACUCCCUCAAGGCAGACUGCAGAAACCAAGCUAUCCACCAUCCCAAGUCGAAGAGAGGAGCUCAGUUUUCAACUCCUCUCUGAACUUCCUGCCUCCUCAAAAGGCCAUCUAGCUCUGAAAGAUUUGGGGCUAAAGAUUGAUCUCAGAAGUCUUACCCUGAACUAGAAGUUACUUGAGUUGGGGCCAUUGCUUACCUUGGAAGUAGGGGAGUAGGAAUGUUUGCUGAACUUUAGAGAAUCUUAAUAUCUCUUACUGAGGAUAUGGACCCUGGUGCCAGUUUGGAGCUUUGGCGCUGUAAUAUAUUGCCAAGAAUGUGUCUGCUCUUAUGGGACCAGACAGAAUGAGUGAUGCCCCCACAAUCCCUCCAAGUGGACUCAGGAAGGUGGCCUUCCUGCUUUUGCAUACAGCUGCUUAAGACAAAUCUGCAAAGCAUGUUUUACAUGUCAAAGCCUAGGUCUGUUUGAAUUAUUCUUCCUCCUGUUUUCUCCUGACAGCUUCCUUUCCAAGCAAUCAAGAAAGAAACAAAAGCUGAAGACAGUUCUUUUAAAAAAGGCAGACUGUGUUUGUUCUGCAGGAGUUCCAUUUUUGGGUCAAAUGCUGGGGAGAAUUGUUAAGAUGAUUGAGGCCAGGCAGUUGUCACUGUUGCUUCAUGUCUGCCUUCUGCAGAUAAGCUGUUUUAUCACCUGAAAGAAACAGUUCUUAACCCAUUAUCUAUGGAUUCAGGAACUUCAUAAAGCCUCUGAAAUGGUAUGCCUUUUCAAUAUGCCUUUUCUGAGGAAAUGGUCCAUAACAUUCUAGUGAAUUUCAGAUUGGGCCUGUGACACAAUAAAGGUUAAGAACCACAGCCUUUGAGAUAAAAGACUCUUUUUAUGACCUAUAAAAUAUUUGAUUAGAAAGGCCUUUCAGAAUUAUUUAGUCUAACUCCUUAGUUUACCAUUGGGGAAACUGAGGCAGAGCAAGUUAGCAGCCAUGUGUAAACAAGAUACCACAUCCCUGGGCACCUACACAAGGUUCUUUCCAUUACACCAUGCUUAUCUAGCAAGGGGGCUUAUGAUUGGUCGCUUUAAUGGCCAUCAUUUUGAGGAUCUGGCUUUUACCCUCUUUCUUGAGCCACACAUAUUUGCCACCAUAUGGAACUUCCAGACAUGAGCUCCUGGUCUUCCUCAUUUGCUAUUUCAAUCAUUGGAAAGGAAUUAAAACACAGUGUAGUGAGUCAGAAAUCUGACGAGUAGACAUUUCUGAUUCCUGUUUGUUGAAAAGAAGCUGCUGGAGAAAGUGUCAUCGCUUGUUUCCACACAGGUGCCUUGGCUUUAGGGUGGGCUUUAAGAUAGCCUGCCUUUAGUGUCUGUGUAAUUAUAAUGUGGUCCAGUGUGAGAGAAAGGACUUUCCUAUUGGACUCUUCUAGCCAGGCCCCACUAGUGCACUGACUAUAGUACUGAGAAAGAAGCAUAGACAUGGGGAGAGGGGAGGCGAGAGAGAGGGUAAGAGAGAGGGAGAUGAGAAAGAGAAUGCACCCAUGCCCAAACCAACUCUGAGAUGCCUUGGGAACAGUGUUACUGAAAGGCAAUAGCUACUUUCAAGAUUGAAUUCUAAAUAUGGCUUAUUGAUGAGUUAGUAACAUGUAAGCUAAACACACUGAGAGCCUUUGUGGAAGUAAUUGAAUAGCAAUUUGAUGACAUUCUUAAUGACGAUGUACCCAGGUGGCCAUAUUGAACUCUCAGCUCUACCCAGUCUCAAAGGCCAAGUUGCUAAGAAACCAGGAUAAAGUAAGCCAAGUGGGCACCAUUCUACCUGCUGCUCUCCCUAAAAGGGAAUCUCUGUGAGGCCUAAUGGCCUCACUCAGGAAGUACUCAUUGAGCCCCAGUCUGAGCUGUGGCCUCUCUGCUCUGUCCCAUUAGAUGAGUAACUAAACAAAGCAGGUGUGCAGAUUUUAGCCACAGAAGCAGUGGCCAAUGGGGCCUCAGUACCUUUGAAGAUAUUAGAGACAUGAUUUCACUCUGGUUUCCUUGGGGGGAAAUUCCACAGUCACCACUACAAAUAUUGAGAGAUUAUUGAGAACCAGAGAAAGCCACCACAAUUCCAGUAGAAUAUGUGUCCCAGAAAUGUGGCUGUGAGAUUGCUAUGUGUUUCCUGGGACACAGAUCAAGAGCCUGGCCUAAAGAGUUGGGAUCACCAGUCCGACUGGAAGCCAAGGAGCAGUGCCUGGCUGGCUCUACCCCUGCCCUGGGCUAUACCCAAAGAAUGAACCUCAGCACCUACCCUUUUGUUCUCUGAUUUAAAGAGCAAAAGCUUCUGUGGAAUGAGAAUGGCUUGGCUUAGGCUUGAUGGAUGGAUAGGCAUUCAGAAGAGGCUAUGGGAAGGGGGUGAUAAUUGAAGCGUGUCAAUUGUAGGAAACUAUCUGCAUACCUCGGCCAACAGGUAGGAGAAACUGUCAAUGGAUGAACUGUAAAUGUUGAGCUGACAGUGUUAACAUUUAUUAAGCACCUACUAAGUGCUAGAUGCUUCAUAUACAUUAUAUAAUUUAGUCCCUACAAUAAUCAUGCAAGUGGAUGCUAUCCUCCUCAUUCUACAGAUAAAGGAUUUAUGACCCAGCAGGCUAAAAUUAACUGGCUCAAGUUCACACAGAAAGUAAAUAACAGAAUUGUUAUUCUAAUCCAGCUCUCUAUGACUCUGUACCCCAUGUUGUUUUCCCUUUGCCAUAUAAAAGCCAUAUUACUGGAGCUGGCAUACUUAACAAAAUGUUAAAAGGCAAGUAUUUGAGGGUAAGGAGGGGAUGAAGGUCCAGUUUACAGGGGAAUAAAAACUGGGCUGAAAGAGAUUUCUGAGUUAUGUUUUCUCCUCACCUUCAGAAUGCCCAUUUGAUAAUCCGUCUUAAAACUGAUCAUUUACUUUUACCUUGUGACAUGAAGGAUUUAUUUUUUAGUUGGUAGUUUUCAAGUCCUUGGCUUAGCUGUUUUUCAAAGAAAAAAAGGUCCUUGUAUAUGUCUGUUAAUUCACCAAGGUUCUAGCACAUGCAGUUUCACCCCAAGAGACUGGUGACAUCCAUACAUGGUUUGAGGAAUAGAAUUGGUCUUGGUGCUUCUGCAGGACUUGAUGCCUUGGGAUCAAACCCCUAUUAAGGGUUUUUUGUGGGGAUAGCAAAAGUUAAGAGAUGAUUUAGAAUAAUAAAUAUUAUUGAAGUUUUUGUUUAAAAAAAGAUGGAGUGUGUUGCCCAGCCACUGAGGGGCAAAACUCAGCGUCCAAAUUGAAUAAUAAAGUGGUGUCAUGUAGAGUAUUUCUAAAAUAAGUUGCAAUUGUGGGAAAGAAUCCUUCCCUUUUCAAGAAGUUCCUUAAUUCUGUAAUAGCUAGAACAAAUAAAGUAAUAGAAGUA
Molecule: messenger RNA, 13543 nt
Organism: Orcinus orca (killer whale)
Lineage: Eukaryota; Metazoa; Chordata; Mammalia; Artiodactyla; Delphinidae
Gene: OPHN1
Product: oligophrenin 1
Exons: 24
Coding region: 7830-9938 (702 amino acids)
Biological process (GO): signal transduction
Cellular component (GO): cytoplasm
Molecular function (GO): protein binding; GTPase activator activity
Source: RefSeq, a predicted model, not a curated record